This is a messenger RNA of Striga hermonthica, 693 nucleotides long. NCBI's taxonomy places the organism in Eukaryota, Viridiplantae, Streptophyta, Magnoliopsida, Lamiales, Orobanchaceae. The record is from the annotation of a GenBank genome assembly.
AUGGCUAAAUCCACAAUAUUACUAGUGAUCGCUCUACUUGCUCUCUUGUCGUCCUUACACGUCGAUGCAUAUGACGCCGAACCUUUACAAGACUUCUGUGUUGCGGUCGAUGACUCUAAGGCUGCUGUAUACGUCAACGGGAAGAUCUGCAAGGAUCCAAACACGGUGACCUCGGACGACUUCUUCUUUUCCGGCCUCAACAAGCCCGGAAACAUAACGAGCCCCUUCGGGUCCAAAGUGACUCUCGUUUUCGUGGACGAGCUAGCGGGGCUCAACACCCUUGGCAUCUCCAUGGUUCGCAUUGACUUUGGCCCGGGGGGAACAAACCCGCCGCACGUGCACCCCCAUGCUUCGGAAAUCUUACUUGUGCUUGAAGGCACGCUAUACGCAGGCUUCAUAUCAUCCAACCCCACAAACCCGAACGACGAGAACAAGCUCUACACGAAGAUCCUGCAGGCAGGAGAUGUGUUUUUGUUCCCUAAGGGACUCAUACAUUUCCAGUACAACCUUGGGAGCACUAAUGCAGUUGCUAUAGCGAGUUUGAGCAGCCAAAACCCGGGAGUCGUGACCUUGUCCAAGGCUGUAUUUGGGUCAGAGCCCUCUGUUUUGCCGGACCUUCUCACAAAAUCUUUCCAGCUCGAUAGUAAAACAAUCAGCCAUCUUCAGUCGUUGCCCUGGAUCGGUAACGACUAA